UUUUCUUAAGGUAUCGUUCCCAACUUUGGCAUGCCUGGGCUGGACCUCCUACAUGUCAAUCGGGGGCAGUAGGCGAAGAAAUACCUGUCACCUGUCUUCUAUUGACAGAACGGGUGCGCGACUUUUUCCGGUGUCGUCGGAACAGCAAGGCUCCUCCGAAAGAGGAGGAGGAUACGGCGGAUAAAAAGGAUGAGGCAAAAGGCGACCAAGAUGACACGAACAAGAAAGAUAUGGAGAUAAUGCCACCGCCGCUUGGAGAAGGCCAGAUAUCAACCUAUUUUCAUGUGGGCGCCUGUGCCAAGGAGUGUCUCCUGAGGGGUUUCAAGCUCGGUUCCUGGCAGCUCUCUUGCACCUCCAUGACAAACAAGGGCAUUCAGCUGAGCACCUUUGGCGAGGCUUAUCCCAAAAUAAACGACGUCUUUGGGGGAGUUGAGGUGUUCAAGGAGAUUGGCAAUUUCCAUUUUUCCCACAGUUGGUUUACAACCCACGAAUUUCUGUCGGAGCUUGGCUUGCGUUUCGCUUCCGCCUAUGGUAUCUUUAAUACGACAAUAGGGACGAAGGACGAAGUUACAUUGAAAAGCAAGCUAAAGUGCGGCUUUGAGCUUAACCCUAUAAAAGUCGACCUGGUGGUGCCAAUCUACAAGGAGCCACUUGUUAUGGGUUACGUCGUAGCGGCCCCUGUAGACAGCUGCCUGUUCGGCUAUCGUACAGUAUACAAUCUCGAAGAGAAGGGCUUCGACAUGCACGCCUUCUGCCUGGGCUAUUAUAAUGGACAGUCCGAAGUGGGACUCAAACUGGAGAACUUUAAAAACCUGCGAGGUUCGAUCUUCCAACGGAUCGGCGAAAACUGGGCCGUGGCCUUGAAGGCGAACCUCUACAGUGCGGAGAACGUUAAGCAACUAUCUGUCGGCGCGCAGUACAACUUCCAGAAUGGAACUCUGCUGAAAGUAAGGCUUCGAGACGACUCUAGAAUUGGAUUUGUUUUUCAAAAGAAUGUGAACAACCAUGUCGAGGUUAUGUAUCAUUUCGGCUUCGAUCUGGCGGAUCCGAAAGGUGGAGCGCACAGGUUUGGGGCUUCCCUGGACUUUCAAUGCUAAGCGAUCGACAAUUGUAUGUUUUUGUUAAGUCCACAGUUUGCUCCAAGUUAGGAUAAUGUUACAGUUCAGUAUUAUAUAGGAAAGCACAACAGA
Molecule: messenger RNA, 1190 nt
Organism: Drosophila kikkawai
Lineage: Eukaryota; Metazoa; Arthropoda; Insecta; Diptera; Drosophilidae
Product: voltage-dependent anion-selective channel-like
Biological process (GO): monoatomic anion transmembrane transport
Cellular component (GO): mitochondrial outer membrane
Molecular function (GO): voltage-gated monoatomic anion channel activity
Source: RefSeq, a predicted model, not a curated record